Arachis stenosperma is the source of this 2083-nucleotide messenger RNA. RefSeq names its product F-box/LRR-repeat protein 13-like. The coding region runs from base 240 to 1880 and encodes 546 amino acids. Gene Ontology annotation, molecular function: protein binding. Lineage: Eukaryota; Viridiplantae; Streptophyta; Magnoliopsida; Fabales; Fabaceae. The record is from RefSeq and is a predicted model, not a curated record. The transcript is spliced from 4 exons.
CUAAAACUAAGAAAAGAUGAUUAGAUAUUUAGAUGAGCUACUUCCUCCAUAGAUGAUGAAGAAGCUGCCAGCUUUUGCUGAGGAGUGAGGAUUUUGUCUUCAAAAUCUGCAAGUGAUUGGGGCUUAGGGCUGCUCAACAGAGGAUUUGGGUGGGAUGAUCUCCAAUUAGACGCAACCCUAACUCAGUGCAUAAGCAGUAACAGAUUCAAAGAAGGGGAAACGAUUCUUCGGAGAAAGUAAUGGACCGAAUAUCUGUUCUGCCAAAAACUAUACUUCAUGACAUCCUCGGAAGGUUGCCAGACAAAGAUGCUGCUAAGACUAGUGUUUUGUCAAAGUCGUGGAGCCAAACAUGGUUUUCAUUUCCCGUAGUGGCUGCUUGGAGCGAGGGUUUUUUUAAUUUGCCUGAAUUACCAUUAUCUCAAGAAGAUCCUCUUUGGCUUAGCAGAUUAGAUAUAUUCAUUGGGUAUGUGAGUAAAAGAUUGAGGAGGCUCCAUGACCAAGGCUUAGCGGUCAAAGAACUUAAGAUCAAUAUGAAAUAUAUAUCUGACAAGAUGCUUGUGUCCCUGUCCCACCAUCUUGAUGAAUGGAUACAGAUGGCAAGUGAAAGUGGUGUCGAAGUACUGGCGCUUCACCUCACUCUUAGCCUGGACAAAUUUUAUAACCUUCCACUUUGUCUCGUUGAAGCCAAGUCACUCACUACGUUGGUUUUGAUUGGGGGAAUCAGACUUGACCCAGCAUUCUUAAACCAUUCACUCAAGUUUUUCUCGGUGAGAACAUUGCUUUUUUCUGGUACGCUUGUUGAAGAUGAAAGGGCUAUGGAGCAUUUCAUUUCACAUUGUCCUCUGGUUGAAUAUUUAACUCUUAUUGAUUGUCUUCCAUAUAAACCUUCAAGUGUAGGAGAUCCACCCGGUUCUAGGGCCCAUUAUGUGAAAUCGUUAAGCUUGCAUGGUCUACAAAAGCUGAAGCAAGUUGAUGUUCAAGGAAUAGAAGAGGUAUAUAUUGAUGCUCCGAAUCUUGAGAACUUACGCUAUGUUGCUAGUAUUUGGGAUGCAUCUAAACUGAAUUUAAGUAGUUACAAAAAUUUGAGAAGGUUGAGCUUACGUUUUGUGAGGAGUGCAGACAUGUGGUUACUUGAACGAUUGCCCAAGAUUCCUUUCCUUGAGAGUUUGACGUUGAAAGAUUGUUCUUUGUCUGAGAGGAUUAAUAUUUCAGGUCCUCAACUCAAGUUCUUCAGGUUAUCAAAUUGCCCUAACUUGAAGGAGGUCAAUAUUGAUGCUCCAAAUUUAUUAUCAUGUGAGUAUUUUGGAAACGACGAACCUGUUAUAUCUUUUCGUAGAAUUUCUAAUCAACUGGAAGUCAAUGCUCGUAUCCACAUGGAUCAUCAUCAGGAUGUUGAUAGAUUGAGGCAAUUUAUCCAAAACAUUGAACCCCAAGAGGUUUUGAUGUCUCUGUCCCUUUGUAUCAUCCUGCCAGAUUCAAUUAUAGAAAGCCUGGCUACAUUGCCAGGUUCAUCAUCUCCACCAACUAUUAAACACAUGCAAUUAUGCUCUGUUUCGCCUAGGCAAACUCAGUAUUUUCCCUUUAUGAAUUGGUUGCUUUCAAGUUGCUUCCCGGAAACUGUUUCAUUCAGCUUGAAUCAUAGUUUUAAUAUGAGGGAAUUCAUGGUGUAUUUCUAUGAGAUGCUGAUGGGAAGCAAGAAGGGCGAGUGCUAUUGCUUUUCAAGGGGUCCUGAGUGUUGGUGGCAUGGCUUGAAAGUUGUCAAGAUCACACAUCUAGAAAGGACUUAUGAAAAUGUUGAAGAUCUCAAGGCCAUGUUAAAUGCAUUGCCCUUCGCUGAUAAUUACGAGGAAGGAUUUAUCAGUUUUACCUUAGAGUUGUAAUCUUGCUAUUAUUAGAUGAUAGACAUUCCUUGUUUGAAUUAAAACUUAGGUGUUGCUGCUUUCAAUGAUGUGCCUGUGCUUUUAUUUUAGUGCCUAUGUGUACGAAGCUGAAUCUAUUUGCUAAAGUUAAGUGAUGUGAUCUAUGAGUGGAUAACUGUGGAUAUUUUUUCUUAGAAAUUUCUAAAUUCUGCAAUCAUUAUUUA